This is a messenger RNA of Aspergillus homomorphus CBS 101889, 1174 nucleotides long. Its product is annotated as 25S rRNA (adenine2142-N1)-methyltransferase. Bases 83 to 946 code for a protein of 287 amino acids. The record is from RefSeq and is a predicted model, not a curated record. Gene Ontology annotation, cellular component: nucleolus. Gene Ontology annotation, molecular function: rRNA (adenine) methyltransferase activity. The transcript has a single exon. Lineage: Eukaryota; Fungi; Ascomycota; Eurotiomycetes; Eurotiales; Aspergillaceae.
UGUUGUUCUAAGUAGGCGUCGCACACGCCUUCCAGUUUUCUACUGUAAAAUCUGGGGCCAAGUCACGACGCACCCAGCGAGAAUGGUCAUCCCCAAAAGACAACGGCCUAAAAGGCCGACUCUUCUUUCCCGUACCCGUCCACCAACAGUCAAGCCAAGCCACGCAAGCCUGUCGGCGAAAGCGACUCGAAACCUCAUUCGCUCACAUCAUCGAUUACUCAAAGCACGAGCGCAAGCCCUGCAAACCGAGGAUGCAGAUUUGGUGACCAAGAUAGAUGCUCAGAUUCAAGAAAAUGGUGGUCUAGAAAGUUACCAAAUCGCGAGCAAAUUGGGUCAGUCAUCGCUUCGUGGCGGUGACUCCAGCAAACUUCUAGUUAACUGGAUAUUUCCUCGACUACAGCCGCUAAAGAGCAAAUCAUGCAGAUUCCGUGUGCUCGAGAUCGGGGCUCUCAGCACACAGAACGCUUGUUCCAUGAACAAAUCGCUUGAGGUCACCAGGAUUGAUCUCAAUUCACAAGAGGCAGGGAUCUUGAAGCAAGAUUUUAUGGAAAGGCCUCUCCCAGAAAACGAGGACGAACAAUUUCAUAUUAUCAGUCUUUCCCUAGUUCUCAAUUACGUGCCAGACGCCGUCGUCAGAGGUGAAAUGUUGAAGCGCUGUACAUCUUUUCUUACAAAAACACCACCCUCCGGACUAUGUCAACCUGCGUGCCCUUGCCUGUUUCUCGUUCUGCCAGCGGCCUGCGUCAAUAACUCUCGCUACCUCACGGAAGCCCGGCUGCAAGAAAUCAUGUCAAGUAUGGGUUUUGUUCUAUCAAACAGCAAGAAAACACAUAAACUUAUCUAUCAGCUUUGGGAUUAUACUGGGGCUUGCGAACCCAAAUCUUUCACCAAAGAUACCCUGAACCCCGGCAAGGUCAGGAAUAAUUUCGCUAUUAUCGUCAAAUGACGCAUGUGUUGCAUAUGGUAGCAACGAUGAAAAGGUGGAGCAUUCUGCUCUCGAACCCUGAAGUCGACCUUCACAUCGCAGAAAUGGUUUCUUGCGGCAUGAAAGACCAAGUGGUUCCGAUGAGCGCUAGUAUUGAAGACGUGACCAGCAAAAUCCAGUCCAGCAGUCUUUCCCACGGCGUAAUCUCUUUGCCAAAGAUCUUCAGGUGGAAUGCAAGCGGCAGAAUAA